AUAGGCCAUGAACUGGUGCUUUCAAGACAACUGGGAACUCGGGAGGAACGAUGUCAUAUCAUGACGUCAGUGAUCUUCAGGUCAGGAAGUCAGAGCUCGAGAAAGCUACCCGAGUUCACUUGGAUUGUUCAAAACUAUUUUUGUCAUGAACGCUCGGGAAGUUGGAGAAUUCCGAGUUUCCAGUUGUUUUGAACGCGGCAUUAAGAAUCAAGAGACUUCUUUCAGGACUGUGACCUUGGAUUAUAAUGAUGGUGAUGACUAUGAUGAUACAGAGGGAAUCGCUGAACAUACAACAAAACCAGAAGUCACAGAAGUGCGAAGGCUCUGCAGAAGAUCAGGACCUCCUUUCUCGCUGUUCUCCCCUACGGAAAGCCUGCAGGACAUAGUGUACAGGAAAACCAAGCAUGUGUUUGACUACACAGUCACGGACAUGAAAGACAAAAAGCCUGAUGUUUCAAGGUGUGGUUCCAAUCUAAGCCAAUGUGUUAGACCAGCCCCCUUCCCAGUACGGAAGGGCUUCAAUGUAUCCACAUCUAGGAACAGCCAGAGAAGGGAACAAUCAAUUUAUCAGAUGACGGUGAUCAGAAAAGAUCAUGUCGGUAGGCCUUUACUGAUGCUGAAAGGCAAUGCAAGUCUAACCAACAUUGAUGGCAGCAACAACACGGAUUCAUUUGCUUAUUCAUCCAGACUCACAAAGGGAAAACCAUCAACCUCUUCUCAGCCAGGAUCUGACAUCAGGAUCCCACCAGUAGUAACCAGGAAGCAUUCUGCCAUCAUCAGAGAGGAAAGAAAGAUGCACUACUACAAAGACCUGUGUCAGCAGGUGGAGGAGAAGAGACAACAAAAAGUGAGGGAGAGGAGAAGGAUUACCACCGCCGAACAAACUCACAACGAGACAAUGCAGUUCUGCACCUGGGGGAUGCCAGGGAGCGGAGCCCCAAACUACCACCUGGACUCUGUGAGAAGGAACAAGUUCAGUUGCACAGGAAUGAUACCCCAGGAACAGCUCCGCUGUAAAGGCUUCAGCGGGAUCCCUUUUCAUCUGCAUGUCAAAUGACGUCCGUUUUAUGGUCCCCAGCCCAGACGAUUGAUGCUCAGCUCAGACAACUGAUAAACCCAUUAAACUAACGCAGUAGUAGACCAAAACACUACACUCUGCUGACUUUUGUCCCAUAGGUGGUAGAUAAGUCAUCGAUUAGCUGGAUUUCAGCACUCAUUGGCACUUGUAUCCAUUGAUUCAUUUACUGUUUCAAACUCCCAUGCGUGCAUAACCACACUCAAAACAAUUCUGGAUCUAAGGUUUUACACAUUCUGAUGGUGUUCAAAUCAGUUGUGAUGGUAGUGAUGCACAUAAACAGUUUUUUUUUUAUAUAUAUAUAUAUAUAUACACACACAUAAAUGGGUAUAUAACAAUGGGAAGUGUAACUAUAGUAUUUACAAAAAGCUUUUCAACAUGAGGACCGAUGCACAAACGAGCACUGAUACAGUAAGCUGCUCUUCAGGUGGCCACUAACAUUUGUAUAUACAAUGUACUACAAUGAUGACAUAACAUGCGACUAUAGGUAUUUUUAUCUGUAUAAAAUAUAGCUGAUUGAUCAUUGUCUAAUACAUAGUAAAUGUAUGUUCUAAUGCCUUAUUGUCAUCCACAAACUUCCUGUAAGGGUAAUUAAUUACGGUAAAGUUGAUAACAUUGAAUAGGUUGUUCCUGUUGGUGCUGUCAGGUUGGCUUGCACAUUAAAAUCCAAGAGGGUGAGUCA
Molecule: messenger RNA, 1757 nt
Organism: Salvelinus namaycush (lake trout)
Lineage: Eukaryota; Metazoa; Chordata; Actinopteri; Salmoniformes; Salmonidae
Exons: 9
Coding region: 146-1057 (303 amino acids)
Source: RefSeq, a predicted model, not a curated record